This is a messenger RNA of Rhineura floridana, 2766 nucleotides long. RefSeq lists its product as uncharacterized. The coding region runs from base 106 to 2466 and encodes 786 amino acids. The transcript is spliced from 7 exons. The record is from RefSeq and is a predicted model, not a curated record. Lineage: Eukaryota; Metazoa; Chordata; Lepidosauria; Squamata; Rhineuridae.
UCCAGCUUGGGGUCAUAACUGUGGACUGCGGGUGGCCAGGGGAGUUCUCCCCUCCUCCAGUGGAAAGCCAGCAGGAAGAGGAGAGGGCAUCAAGUUUUCUGCACCAUGAGCAAGAGCGCUGCUGAGAGGAAGAGAGAGAGCAGGGCCAGGCAAAGCAAGGAGCAAAAACUCGCCGAGCGAGAAAAGGCAAGGAGAGGAAUGAAGAUGAUGAGGGAAGGCCGGAAGCUGAACAAUGCUUACCAAAAGAAGCACCGGGAAGAAUCGAGGAAGAGGAUGCGGGCCAUGAGGCAGCGGAGAAAAGAUGCGGAGGAAGAGACGCUGAAGAAGAUGGGAUCUGCUCAGGGGUUGCCAUUAACAUCGCGUCGAAUGUUUGGGCAACUGAUACAACCAGGAGUAAAAAUGGAGGACCAAGACCAAGAAGAGUCUGAAACAGGGGAGAUGUCAGAGGCGGGAGAAAGAGGCCUCCAUGUUGUCCAGGUUGAGCUCCUGACUGGGGUGUCUCCAUUCCCAAUAAAACAGGAACCAGAGGAAAGGCAUUGGGAAGCCCAGUGGCAGGAUUUCCUGCAGCUGGGACAACCCCCCCACUCAGGAUGGAAAAAUCCAUGCCUGCCUGAGCCAGUGUCAGGAGAGGGUCCUAUGGAUUUUAUCACCCCGGCUGUGAAUGGAGUAGCAGAUGCCAGUCAGCGGCCUCAAAGUGAGAUUGUGAAGCAGGCCCUCCCAGACCUUUCUCGAGGACCCUUUGAGCUCUAUGAACGCAGCCAGGAUUCUCCUGCGAAAGUGAAAGAAGAGAUUCCAGACCUCUAUGGCUUGGAGGUGCGCUGCCACCACUUCAGGCACUUUUGCUAUCAGGAGGCCAAAGGACCCUGGGAAUCGUGGAGGCAGCUGCAGGAGCUUUGCUGCCAGUGGCUGAGGCCGGAGAAACACACCAAAGAGCAGAUCCUGGAGCUGGUGAUCCUGGAGCAGUUCCUGGCCAUCCUGCCCCUAGAGAUGCAGAUCUGGGUUCGAGGACAUGGCCCAGAGACUUGCGCCCAGGCGGUGGUUCUGGCAGAGGAUUUCCUGCUAAGGUUGCAAAUACCUGAGGGGCAGAAGCCACAGGUUCCACUGGUGAUUGAGGAGGCAGUUGCUAGUUCACCGAAGGCAGAACAGGAGCCAUUAGAGAAGGCACAACUUUAUACAGAGGGACUGUGGAUAGACAACAGGAGGGCCAGCAUGUUGGCUCCUGGGUGGCCAGAAGCAAAAAUGAAGAAGCAGGAGCAAGGACGACCCAAAUCAGGAGAAAGCUUAGCAGCGGAAGAAGGAGACCUCCAAGUUGUCCAGGUGGGGCCUGCGGGGGAAUUUCCGGCAGGGGCGGCAGCAUUACAGCAAAUUAACCUGGAGGCAGAUGAGGGCCUGUGUCGGCGCUGGGAAGCCCAGUUGCAGGAGUUCCUCAAGACAAUGCAGUCCCCUCCCUCGGGAUGGAGGCACCCACGGCUGCAUUUGCCUGCAUCGGGAGAGACUGCAGAGGAGGAGGGAACGAGCGAUGCCAGCCAGUGGCCCAAAGGGCUGUGGCCCCUCCAAAGCCAGACAGACCUUAGUGGAGAAGCCCAGCAGGCUCCCAGUAACACAGACUCCCCUGAGAAAGUGGAGGAGGUGCUUCUGGACGAGGACACCGUUGGCAUGGAGAUGCGGUGCCAGCAUUUUCGGCAUUUCCACUACCGGCAGGCCAGAAGGCCCCGGGACGUCUGCAAGAGGCUCUGGGAGCUUUGCCACCAGUGGCUGAAGCCGGAGAGACGAUCCAAGGAGCAGAUCUUGGAUCUGCUGAUCCUGGAGCAGUUCCUGAUUGUCCUCCCUGCGGAAAUGGACAUCUGGGUCAGGGAUCGUAAGCCAGAGAGUUGUGCCCAGGCGGUGGCCCUGGCAGAGGUCUUCCUCCUGCGGUCACAAGAGCCAAAGAGACAGGAGCAAAAGGUGGUGGAAUCUCCAGAGGAUGAGCUGAAUUCUCUGAAGUCUGAGCAAGUCCCUUCAGAUUACCUGAAGAUGAUGCAGCAGCUCCCCCUGGAGGCCAAUGACAAGGAUGUGGACAUCAGUUUGUUAAAUCAGUACAUACAGAUGAACGUAUGCUUCAAUGUGGAAACGCGGGAACUGCGGAAGAGGCUUCUGGCCAGGCAGCGCCAGAGACGCCACAGAGCGCGGCAGAGUCCGGAGCAGCGGCUGCAGCGGAGGCGCAUUGAAGCCGAAAGGAACGCACAGCGCAGAGCUACCGAGACCCCCGAACAAACGGCGAUUCGCCGUCAAAAGGAUGCCCAGAGAAAGCUGCAAAAAAGGAAGUGUUCCCUGGGUGCCCAAUCUCUGGCUGCACUUCGAGUAGACUCUAGCGACUCCUUGAUGGGGGCAGAACAUUCCAUGCUCACACCCAGCAUACUCGCCAUCGGAGAAGGUGGUGAAGUGACUGAAAACAGCUUCAGUUCACUUGGCCUUUCCACCUUUUAACAUUGCACCGAAUACAUGGAUGAACGGGGCUAGAUGAAUCCCAGGCACUGGGUCGCCGGGGGACGCAGAAAUGUGAAAUAUUUUUCUGGCCCUGUUGAAGAAUGUAUACACUCAGCCAUAAGAAAAAGUUAACAUUUGGUUGAGUUGGAAUGUGAGUUUUAGCAUCUUCCGUCAUGUUUUAACUGUUUUUAAAUUAUAUAUAUAUAUAUAUUUAUAUAUUGUUUAUACAUAUAUAUUGAAUUCACACCAGAGCAGAUAUGAUGGGCUAGAAAAAUAUGUGCAAAAUAAUUUUUUUUUAAA